This is a messenger RNA of Centropristis striata (black sea bass), 4212 nucleotides long. It is a transcript of the gene pcyox1, whose product is annotated as prenylcysteine oxidase 1. Gene Ontology annotation, molecular function: prenylcysteine oxidase activity. Lineage: Eukaryota; Metazoa; Chordata; Actinopteri; Perciformes; Serranidae. The record is from RefSeq and is a predicted model, not a curated record. Gene Ontology annotation, biological process: prenylated protein catabolic process; prenylcysteine catabolic process. The coding region runs from base 306 to 1835 and encodes 509 amino acids. The transcript has 7 exons.
UUGUGAAACUCAGACGUUAGCGUUUCCCGGAAGUGCGUCUCAUUGUUGAGAGACGUUCACGGCGCCCCGACAUGAUUCAACCGUGAAACGAGUUUAGUUAGUUUUUAACACUUCUUGUCUUGUUGUCGCUUUUGACAACUGUUUAGUUUUCUGUUUAAGUAAAUUAUUGUAAGUUUUAACGGGGUUUGAAUCUAUCUUGAAGUGUAUCGGUGAAGAUAACUGGCUACUUCUGGACCAACCGCUGCCCUCCUGUGUUGACUUUUGAAACAAUGCUCCGUGGUACAUUAGAAAACUAGAAGCCCACAAUGAAUCCACAAACCCUGUCACUGAGAGCCCUGCUGAUCCUUGGGCUUUGGCACUCUGGAAGAAGGAGUCUAGCUUCAGCCCCAGAGCUGAAAGAACAACCUAAAAAGAUAGCUGUGGUCGGAGCAGGCAUUGGUGGCACAGCUGCAGCGUUUUACCUGAGGCAGGAGUUUGGAGCCGCAGUGAAGAUCGACGUGUUUGAACCUGGCAAUGUUGGGGGACGACUAGCGACAGUGAAGAUCGGAGAUUAUGAAUAUGAGACGGGGGGCGCAGUGAUCCAUCCUCUGAACCUGCACAUGAAGGAAUUCAUUGAAAAAUUAGGUAUUCCUCCAAGGAAAGAUGUCCCCUCUAAAAUGGCAAUAUUUGAUGGAAAGGACCUCACAUUUGAAGAGAGUGACUGGUUCAUAGUAAAUUUCUUGCGAAUUCUCUGGCGAUACGGAUUCAACUUUCUCAGAAUGCACAUGUGGGUGGAGGGCAUUUUGGACAAGUUUAUGAGGAUCUACCAGUAUCAGCAGUACGGUUACUCAUUCUCCAGUGUGGAUAGACUCCUUCAUGCCAUGGGUGGCGAUAGUUUUCUUACCCUGGUGAAUCAGACCCUGGAGGAAACUAUGAUAGACGAAGGAUUUUCGCAGAUCUUCCUCAACGAUAUUGUAGCACCAGUUAUGCGUGUAAACUAUGGCCAAAGUGUCAGAAUCAAUGGCUUUGUGGGGGCGGUGUCGUUGGCAGGAGCAGAUUCAGGCCUGUGGGCAGUGGAUGAAGGCAAUAAGAGAGUGUGCUCAGGACUGCUGUACCACAGCAAAAGUGACCUUAUACCUGCCAGAGUGACCUCCAUCUCAGUCAAAGUUCGACCAUCCAAGACAGGCACCACAACCAGUUUCUAUGAGGUUAAUUAUGUUGGAGAAUCAGGCUCAGCACACUCUCUGUACGACAUAGUAAUAAUAGCAACACCGCUUCACCAGGGAAAGUCAGACAUCACCUUCUCAGGCUUCUCCCCUCCAAUCCCGUCGCACUACCCCGGACUUUACCACCAGACUGUCUCCACUCUGGUCCACGGCAUGCUGAACGUGUCCUACCUGGGGACCACAGAGCCCGCUUCCAAAUUCACUGUGUCCGACAUCCUCACCACGGACUCAAAGGGCUCCAUCAUAAACAGCCUGAGCUCUCUUGACCCUGUGCACAUCCCUAAGGGGUACAAGCGACCACCUGCGAGCCAAACCAAAGUCUGGAAGAUUUUCUCCCCAAAGCCGCUGACUGAGGAGCAGCUGCAGGACAUGUUCCUCUCCUGGGAUUCAGUGUCGGAGACUCGGUGGCUGGCGUAUCCUUCUUAUCGCCCACCGCACCGUAAGACGCCUCCCUUCAUCCUGCACAACCGGCUGUACUACAUCAACGCUAUAGAGUGGGCAGCUAGCGCCAUGGAGAUGAGCGCCAUCUCUGCCAGGAACGUGGCCCUGCUGGCACACCACCGCUGGCACCAACAGGCCAGCAAGAUCGACCAGGAAGACCUGCACACCCGGUUAAGAGGGGAACUCUGAAGAGGUAGAAAAUAAAUAAAUAAUAAUAAUCAAGUACAGUGUAAACCCACUCAGAUAGUCCUGGUCACGCCUGUUGCACUAUAACAACGCUUCUGUCAGGACAAAUCCCAUUCUAUAUCAGGUAUCUGUGGUGCUCUGCUGCCUUAGAGAACAGUUUGUGGUUUAUUGAAACUUUGUUCCAUUGUUGUAGUUUUGGCCACCAUUUCUUAUGGAAGCUCUGAGAGCCAAGUAAGAAAAGAAAUCCAUUUCCUCCUUAUUCUCUCAAGUCUUUUCUCUUCUGUUUGUAUAACUAAAGCACACCUAAAGUACAAAGAAAAGAUUUUCCUGGCAAAUCUCUAACUAUUAUUUCAUCUGCUGAACAUGUGGAGAAAAAAGUUUUGCCAUGUGAACAGAAAACGUUUUGCCAGUAUUAUUUUUUCUGAGUUGGGUUUCUUUUUUCAACAUUUUAUUUUCAUUGUUCAAGUGCUAAAAGCAUCCAUUUUAUUAUAACAACUAACAAAUAAAUGAUCCUCACAAUUUAUGUUCAUCUUCAAAAACAUUUUCACCAGUUUUCUCAGAUGAACUAAUACAACCAAACCUUUAUUUUCAACUUGUUUCACACAUUUUAAAAAAUAAUGAAUUAAGAAAGAUUAUCCUGGCAAAACCUUUAUUUUCAUCUGUCAUAAACACAGGAGACAAAACAAGUUAGAUAAGACUUGGACCAGAUUUUUUCCUCUUAAAGCACCUGUAAUUUCUCUCUUUUACUCAGCAAAGUAAUUGCUCAGAUCUGGGAAAAACAGUGACAUCACGAGCCACAAUGAAAUCUCAUGGCAAAAAACACAAGCAGUCAAGUCAACAGUUUAACCAGCUCAGCCGUUUUAUUUUAAGGUAAAACCAUUAUUAACCCCUUGUUGCACAGGAAAACUACUUGUGCACACAGCCACUUUGAACAUGUUUUAAAAGAUGAACCAGAAAGUCGAUCUGUUAGCCUGGGGGUUUGUUUAAAACUCACUCCUUUUCUUUGGCGUCAUCUCUGCUUUCAGGUAUCUCCGUAGUUAACGUGGUGAUUAAAAUGUUCACCAAAACUAUGUUAAAAAAAAAGUUGAUUCAAUUAAUCACCUAAACAGGAGCAACUAUUUAUUAUUCACCACAAGCAGAACAAAUCAAACUAAAAGGUGGGUCGACAUUGUACUGUGCUGGAUUUUGGGAUCACUGUGAACCAUGCUGCACUCCAGGGUACACACAUAAUAUUAAGUGUUCCUCUGUCUAUGUGUGAAAUGAUUUUUAGAUGAUUUUUUUUGUAUGUGCAAUGCUGCUGUUGUUAACACGGUAUGGCUAACUUCUAGCAAAUCAGCUUGUCCAACAUGUCCUUUUAUUGAUGGAUUUAUGCGACUUUGGUGAUUUCUUAGUCUCUACCUCCUCGGCAGACUUCUGUAUAUGGUAUUAACUUGUGCCGCUAAAACUUUGUCUUUUAUAAAUCAGAUGUUAUUGAUGACAGUUUAAGGAAUACCUGUAAAAAUGACCAUUUGUGUCAUUAUUCACCCUGUAUUACCUUUUAUCCUUUCAAUCUCCAUUCACCUUGACGGCAUACAAGAAAAACAUAGUUUCUUCAAGAAUUUGAGGUAACGGAGUGAGUAAUUUAUAUUUUUAAUCUUAAACUAUGUCUUUUAAAAAAGGAAUAAUAAGCCCAUGUAUUUCUUACUGUUUAAUAUAUUGAAAAUGUUAAGACUGUAAUUGACAGUCUAAUCAUACUGACGAGGUGUAUAAAUUUAGCUUGUUAUAACUAUGAUUGUGCCUUAAAGCUAUCAGAGUAUUUGGCUUUAUUUAAUAAGUCUCCCUUUAAUUUUAGGAAUCAUUUGUCCUUUGGGUCUUCCUGUCAUUUUUUAAUGAGUGAAGGUGAAAGUCAGGCCACAGGGACUAAACUGAAAAAGUACAAUGCAUUUGUGUGUUUUGUUGUCACACUGAGGAGAAUGUGUUGUGAAUUAUUUUGUACCUGUGAUUUAUAAGAUGUCAAGUCGCUUAAAACCUACUGUAGCAACCUAAACCACUUCCAUGUUCUUUAGCCACUUUUGGAAGAAAAUUGUAGUUUGCUAAUUGUUUUUUAAGCACUUUUAGAGGUGUAUUUUUCGAGACUUUUGCAAGAAGUUUUCUGGUUGUGAGUAUAUGUCAACACAUACUGUAGCAAAAAUAUGAAUUACAUCAGUUUUACACUUACUUCUCUUUGCAAAUGUCAAAAAACAACCAUGUAGAAUAUUUAGACUGGUUUCUUCUGCACAAAUAAAAUUAGGCUUUUAAAGACAAAACUUUUGAUUUCAGAUUUUAAACAAUACUGAAACAUUCCAGACCAAACAGUAUGUUUUGCAAAUGUUUACAAUCACAAUAAAGGAAUGAGACCUUC